AUGAGUGCGCAGAACGUGAACAGCCUGAGCGCGUUUGUUCGAUCAGUGGGACGUUUCGCACAGUUUGCUAAUCCAAGUCUAAAGCUCAGGAGGGUGAUACUGGGAAGCAACGAGGAAGAAGAAGUCAUCGAAGAACAUCGUCAUGUUCCUGAAGAUGAUGGCCCUACAGAAAACAACAACGACAACAACAACACCGCACCUCCGCCAUCUCACCAUGACGGAACCUCCCCUCUGCUGGAAUCCGGAAGGAAGAGCUCAGAUUCUCACUCCCACUACCACACCGACUCAUCAGACGUGAUGGACGGAGCCAGUGCUGCGCGAGAAGAAUUUGCUCCUUUACGUUCAAGACUUGACACCGUAGCCUUGGACCGUGUGGAAUUCAUGCAACGCCAACGCGAAGAAAACAGAGCCCAGCUCAACGAUUCCGAACGCCAACCUCUCCUGAUUGCCAAAGUCCAGCGCGACGACGGAACUGUCGCGAAAGUCAUCAUCGGGCAAUCGACUCUCCCUCAGACGAUUUUCAAUUCGGCAAUGUGCUCAUAG
Lecanosticta acicola is the source of this 543-nucleotide messenger RNA. The record is from the annotation of a GenBank genome assembly. Lineage: Eukaryota; Fungi; Ascomycota; Dothideomycetes; Mycosphaerellales; Mycosphaerellaceae.